UGAUUCUGGACCUGCUAAGUAUAAAAGAAGGAGCACCUCUGCCGGAGACUCAAGCUUAGCUAGUACAUCUCCGAGCUUCACACCAUGGAGGCCAGCUUCUUACUGGUAGUCGGCGCCAUACUGGCCACGGCCAUUGCAGGCCCUAUCAGUGUGAGACAAGGAGAUGAAGACAUGACAUCAUGCGCCAAAUCAUGCACAGGCACAUCCAAAUUUAAUUACGUCCCCGGAACGACGUAUGAGUUUGUGUACAACGUUCAAACACAGACGUCCAUGGAGGGAGCCUCCAGUGAACGAGCGUCUCUUGGUAUCCGGGCAAGUGCUGACAUCGAAGUGCUGUCGAAGUGCGAAAUGGCUCUACGGCUUCGCGAUGUCAAAGUGUACCGAUCUGAUCCCUAUUCUUCCAACCCUAUGAAAUAUGCUGACGAAACUGGGGAAUUCAAGAGGAAUCUAGAAAGAUUCCCCCUUCGAUUCUCUUUCCAAGAUGGCGUUGUAGAGGAACUGUGUCCAGCUGAUGGUGAAACAACAUGGGCUCUCAACAUCAAGAGGGGUCUUCUAACUGCUGUCCAAAACAGCAUGGAUCGUAUUGACACAGACCAGAGAGUAAAAGAAAGAGAUAUUGCUGGCAGCUGCUAUACAGAUUACAAAGUAACCAAUUCUGGAUGGUACAGCACGUCAAUCAAGAAAGUCAAGGAUAUUCUUGGAUGCACCGAUCGCCAUGGCUACCAGAGUUCUGUCCAUGCCAUGCCAUACAGAGUGCCAUCGGAUAUCCAGUCCAUGCCACUGAUGAAGAGCACACACGAAAAUGACCAGGAACUGGACAAGAAUGGUCGCCUUAAGAGUGCACUUAUUACGGAGACACACACCUUCAGACCCUUUUCUCAGGACAACAAUGGUGCCACAACCAAAGUUCUCCAGAGACUCAACUUCAAGUCUGAGAGAUCUGGCGUUACAACAAGGCCUGAUUUGAUCGGCAGCCGUACAGGUCUGAUCUAUGAGCACGUUUAUGGAAAUGGCCAACGUGCUGAACCAAGGAGGGAGGCAGAAAACAAACUCCAGGAAAUCUGCAGGGAUACAAGGGAAGACGUCAGACCAGACACGCCACGUCUCUUUUCUGAACUUGUCUACAUUAUCAGAAACAUGGAUGUCACAACCCUUAAUGGUGUCUACAAUCAAGUCAAGAGAGGUUCACUCUGCAGUGACAACAAUGAGCGCACCAUGAAGUUCUUCACUGAUGCCAUUCCUAUGGCAAGCACAGGUGCUGCUGUUCAGUUUCUGACCGAACUCCUGACUGGAAAAGAUGUGACCGGAACCCAGGCUGAAAUGUGGAUCACCUCACUUGCACUCAUUCACCAUCCAACAUUAGAAAUGCUUGAAAAUGUCAAGGCCCUUGUGGAGUCCCCUGAAUUGAGUCUGAAAGCCAUGCUACCUGUGUCCACUAUGAUCAACAACUACUGUAGCCAUAACCCAAGCUGUUCGGAUGAGAUUGCUGUUACGAACAUCCUUUCAAGCCUAGAGAAGAACAUUGACUAUGGCUGCUAUGUAAGAGACAAUAAACUCAAUAGAAUUCUGAUGACUUUGCGUGCCAUUGGAAAUGCAGGUCACUCAGAAAGAGUUGUUGACAGCAUCAGAAAUUGCUUCACCAAAGAAGGAAAUCCAAUAGAAGUCCGGGUUGCGGCUGUCGAAGCAUUCCGUCGCCUUCCAUGCUCUGCUGAUAGAAAUGAAGUGAUGACCAUCUACAGAGAUGGAGAGGAGGACUCUGAGCUGAGAAUUGCUGCUUACCUGGCUCUCAUGCGGUGUCCUUCAGAAGAUGUCCUCAGUAGAAUCCAAGAAACCCUUGUGUCAGAGAAAGCUAAUCAGGUUGGAUCCUUUGUCUGGUCUCAUCUUACCAAUCUGAUGGAAACAGCCAGUCCACAGAAGCAGACAAUCAGGCGCAUUCUGGAGGACAAGACUCUUCAGAGAGAAUUUGAUCUGGAGACCCUGAAGUAUUCCCGCAACUAUGAAGGCUCUCUUUUCCUGGAGAAAUUUAACACUGGUGCCAUGGUUGACAGCAACUUGAUCUUUUCUGAGAAGUCUUUCGUUCCUAGAUCUGCAAUGAUGAACCUGACAGUGGAUCUCUUUGGAAACUCUAUCAAUUUGCUGGAAAUUGGUGGUCGCAUUGAAGGCCUCGAAUACCUCCUGGAAACCUAUCUGGGGCCUUACGGCUACUUUGGUGACAAGAACUCCAACAAGAAAAACACAGAACAGAGUCGAGCUGACCUUGGCAAACUUCGGGGUGCCAUGUACAUGAGGAUCUUUGGAAACGAGAUGUUGUACAAACACUUCAAGGGAAUGGAGUCCUUGACGUCUGCUUCCAAGUUCAACUUCCUUGAAUUUCUGAUCAAGAUGUCUAAGAAGCAUGACUACUCCUUCACUCAGAGUAUGAUGAUCCUGGACAGCAGCAUGAUCAUCCCCACCAGCUCCGGUCUCCCCCUCAACCUGACCGUCAAUGGAACAGCUACCAUCAAUUUUAAGGCCUCUGGUCAAGUAGAUCUCCGCAAAGUUUCCACCAAGCCACGCAGUCUCCUCAUUGAUGGAACUAUCCAACCAAGUGGAGCAAUACAGAUUGCUGGCACAAUGAGUAUGGAUGCCUUCGUGACAAAGUCUGGUCUUCGUGUCUUCAACACCUGGCACUCCAGCACUGCCCUCAAGGGUCGUGUAGAACUGACUCGUGGCAAGAUUCUCAGUGCUGAACUGGAACUCCCGCAACAAAAGAUGGAAAUCUUUGACGUCAAGACCACCUUCUUCUCAAUUCAUGGGGAUCUCGAACAAGAAGAGAAACUUAUCACAGAAAAUCGCCAGGACUUGAAGUUGUGCACUGGUGAAAGACUUGCACAAAUUACUGGUGUUGAACUGUGCAAUGAAUUCCACUGGGCCAAUGCAUCCUUAACAAAUGGAGCUCCCUACUUUCCAUUCACUGGUCCAUUUUCCUACAGCAUGACUCUUAUAAAGAGAGACUCACACAGUGGCUAUAAACUUCUGGCUAAGCGCACUGAGAACAAGGUCUCCAGCACAGCUCAACUUACUUUUGACACUCCUGGAUCUAGAGUAAACAGAGCCCUAUCCAUGGAUGUUACUGUCAACUACAAGAAUAAGGAGUUGGAACUGGAAGUAGUUUCACCCUGGAAAAAGGCAACAGUAAGAGGCAAUUUGGACACUGACCAAAAGCUGCUUGGAGUUGGUGGUAACCUUUUGUUGGAUGACAAAGAUGAGUAUGGCUUAGUGGGACAAGUGAAGAUAGUCAAAGGAAAGGAUGCUGUGACAUACAAACCACGCUUUGAGAUCAGACAACCAGGGGCCAGAGUUAUUCUUCUGUCUGGCUCUGUAAACACUCAGGGAUCUAGGAAAGCAACCACUGACCUGUCUCUUGAAGGAAUCACUGCCAAGCCAGUCAUGCUCAAAUCUAACCUCCAGAGCACCAAGAAUGAAAGAAGCAUGACAGUUGUACUCAAUUUGGGCAAGAAAGAUGGCUACAGUCUUGAUGCCAGCCUCAUCAACAGGAACACUGGCAAGAAUAACCCCAUCAUCAAAAUCAUACCAAGAUUUGUUGUCUCAAUGCCUGAGUAUGAACUGAUCAACCUCAAUGGAAACUCCCUUUACAAGCCUCAGAAACUGAUCGAUGGUGACAUGUCCCUCUCCAUCUAUAAGGUCCUUCCUAAGCCACUCACAGCCUCAUGGAAACUCGGAGUCAACAGUCGAAAAAAUGUCGAAUACAAAGGUUCAGUUAGAGUGAGAUCCAGGUUCGUCAAUGUCAGACUUGAGGGUGGCGUUGAUCUGAAGAAGAAGAAUAUUGUGUCCUCCAAACUUACCGUCGACUACAGUGUUCCUGCCUUGAAGUUCAUCAAACCAAAUAAGUUUGAUAUCAGUUCCAAAUUUACCAACAGAAGUACAAAGUCAACGUUGAAAUAUAACCUGAAUGCAAACUUCGUGUUGAAGCAAAACCAGGACUGGAACUUCCAAACAGAUCUGGACUUCACCCACAACAAAAAACAGACUGGAGGUAGCAUGCAGCUGAAGUAUGGAAACAAGGAUCCAACUAAAACAAUGUCUACUACUGUUGAUAUCAACCACGAAGUGGGAGCCAAAUCAGCAAACGUUAAAUAUGACAUGCAAGCUAAAUUCCCACCAAAGGAAGUUGACAUCCGACUGAAGGGAAAACACAAGCAUGAUAAGAACACCCUUGUGUCAAACGUGCAACUAGACUAUGCUAAAGGUAAGGCAAUAAAAGCCUUCCUUAACUUAAAGGACAGCAGCAAGAAGGCCAUGAAAAUGUCUGGUAUCUUCAAUUUGGACUCCCCAUUCAAAGAUAUCAACUUGAAGACUGAUCUCACACAGAAGAAAAGAGAUUUUACACAUCAAAUCACUCUCAAACUGGACAAAGCCAAGUCGACGGUUGUCACAACUUACAGUAAACAAAAGGGAACCAUCCACAGUGUGGAUUCACAGAUUAAUCUUCAUUCCAUGAAUCCAACAAGGGUUAUGGGUGAGAUAGAUCUGGACCUCAAAGACUUUAGGGUUUCAGGAAAGGUGGAUCAUGCCAAGAAGUCCUAUGGUGUUGCUACAGCCUACAAAUAUACCAAGGAUCCAAAAGGAAAAUGGUCACUGGAUCUUACCUACCCAGCCCGCCACAUCAUAGUUGAAGUAGAGGGUGGCAAAAAGGGAACUAUCUAUGCUGGAUCUGUUGAUGCGAAAUGGAAUGCUGGCAAUGACACUCAGAAGAAAGUAAAUGCACAAGGAAGCAUUGACUACAAAUCAGUCAACGAUAUUGAUUCAUCUCUAUCACUGAAAUAUCCGUCAAGAGUCCUGAAACUGAAUGUUAAACACCAGGGUGGAAAUACCUUGACUUCCCAUGCUGACUUAUCCUGGUCAUCUAAGAAACAGAUCUCUCUUGAUACUACGUACAGCAACCAAGGGUCAUACAACAGUCGGAACAUUCAAGGUUCUAUCAAAUUGCAAACACCUUUCAGGAAGUUCGAAGAAAUGUCAGCUGAAAUGAGUACUGAUAAUCGUCCCCAAAAGUACACUUCAACAGCCAAACUGAUUUGGGGUUCUCAAGGAAAUGCAAUCAAUGGUGCCAUUGUUUUGAAGAAGCCAUACUCCCCCAAGGGCAUUGAUCUAAGAAUAACAGCUAGCUCACCCUUCAAAGGAUACAGACGAAUGAAUGCUGAACUGGAACAUUCUAUCUCUGACCAAAGAUUGAAUACCAACAUCAAAGGGGCCUUUGAAGGAAGAAAUGCUGAAUUCACCAUCUCUGCUCAAAACAAAGGAGACUUAUAUGAUCGUGAUGUUGCAGGCAGUUUUGUUCUGAGGUCCAACAUUCCCAAAAUGAAGUCUAUCGCCCUACAAAUGGAACACAAAGAUGAUAACAGGAAAUUUGUGACAGAAGUAACAGCUGAUGUAAAUGGUGAUCGCUAUCAAUAUAACCUUGGUAUGACACAUGCUCUGACUGGCUGGCAGUACCAAAAUGCUGGAGAAUUAACCCUUAUGGCACCAAAGAUAAGAAUGACGAACACGUGGACUCACAGAAACACAGGAAGGGAGUUAAAGACCACUUUGACAUCUGAGUGGGGAAGAGAGCGAAAAGUUCAUUUCGAUCUGUCUGGAAAUCAUGACUCUUCUGCAAGAUACACUACAACAGGAGGCAUCAUUCUUCAAACACCAUGGGAACCUGUGAAGGAUAUUGACAUCUCUUUGAACAAUGCCUUUGGCAGAGGAUAUAUCCGUAGCAUUUCUCAUUUCAAGAAGGACAAAUCCACCCUUGCAUCAAGUGAGAUCAACUACAGGCGAUCAACUGAAUUGGCAGAAUUUGACUUUAUCAUUACUACACCAGUCACACAAGACCUGAAAGGAAAACUCAACUCAAGAUACAACUCUUACCCGAUGUCUAGCCACUUAGAAUUUGAAUGGGCGCCACGCAAAAUGAUUUCAGCAGAUGGGGCUAUUGAUCUUGCAUCAAUUGAAAAUCUUGAUGGUGAGCUUCGAAUUACCACUCCAUACAGGAACUUCAGAAACAUUCUGCUCAAGUCUUCUCACAAAUAUGAAAAUAGUGAAUGGCUGUCAGAUGCACGCUUAGAUUAUGCUCCCAGAAAAUCCAUUGAACUGGAAUCUCACAUCAACACUGGAUUGGUUAAGAAGGCAAGAGUAACCCUCAAGACACCUUUUGAUGAUCUGAGUGUGCUGGAUGCAGGAAUCGAGUUCAGUGGUGGACUUAUGACCUUUGACAGCAGAGCGGAUUUUGAGCUUCAGCCAACCACUGGGAAGUAUACUGCAGUUAUGAACUGGAACUAUGCCAAUUCAGAUGUUUCAGGAAAGCUUAGAAUCGAUACUCCCCUUGAAACACUUCGAUAUAUGCAGAUGAUCCUCUCGAGCCAGAAACAGAACAAUGGCAAGAGGCACUCUCGUAUUGAGGUUGAGUACCACCCAAAGGAGAAAUUGUUCCUUGAUGUCACAUAUAAACUGAAUUCACUAGAAAAUAUUCAUCUGAAUGUAAUGCUCGGCACACCAUUUGAAAACAUUGAGCAUGUUUCUGUAACUUUUAAUCAUGCCCUUCGCCGUCGAGGUAUCGAGUCUGAAUUUGAUGUGACAUAUGCACCCUAUAGACCAAUAACAGGACUUCUAAAACUGUCAUGGAACAAUGAUAUUGAUGGAUCAGUUAUGAUUGCAACGCCCUUCAGAAGUUUAAAGACACUUUCAGCCUCCAUUCGUCAUGAAGGUGAACCAACUGAUUUCAAGAGUCAUGCAGAGCUUCAAUUUAACAGCGAUAAGACAUGUGAAAUGGACAUUAAAUUUAAACAUGGAGACAGGACAAAGGGUUCCUUCUCACUGAAGACACCAUUUACCAACUUUGGGGAAACCAAAGCAUCGGUCUACAGGAGAGGGGGAAUUAGGAGCCUGCAAUCAGGUCUCACCCUGACAUAUGCUGAUGCACAGGAAAUUGAAGCCACUUUCACCAACAGAUUGACAUCUUCAUCACUUGAUUCUGUGCUACUGAUCAAAGCACCUUUCACCGAUGACAUCCACAUGUCAGUUGAUCACAAUGGGCAACUCACCAGCUUUACAAAUAAGUUAGAAGGGUCUGUUGGUAGUACAUAUUCUCUGUCAUCUCAAACAGGAUUUACCCUGAGGAAACCAACCAUCGAUUUUAAUACAAACCUUCGAUUAAAAUGUGAUCAAGGUAGCAGGAACAUCGGAAUAACAUUCCACAAAGAAGGACAAGUAAACAACAUGAACAGCUACCUGACUGGAGAAUACAAUGGCAAGCGUAUUGAAAUCAGAGGAGCACUAAAGAUGAUCACAGAUAUAGAUGGAAGUCUUACGAUCCAAACACCCUUUGAGCCAUUCAGAGACAUUGGUAUGACCGUGAAACAUUCAGGGAAUAUGAACAGAUUCAAUAGCGAGGGUGUCAUCAGGUACAUGGAUGGACAAACUGCUGAAGGCACUGUUGCAUUCUCUCAUAAUGGCAUAAGAAGGAUUGAUACUAAAGCAGAGAUCAGAACACCAUUUACUGGUUCCAAAUCAGCUACUUACCAUCACACAAUGAAUGAUGAAAACAUAUCAGCUAAUGCUGAAGUUCAAUAUGGUACAGGCAAGAAAAUUACAGCUGAAGUUUCUGCAAUGAAAUCUCCUAAGAUAGAUGUGUCAGCUGAAGUCAGAACACCAUUUCAAUCCUUUGAGGUCUCCAAACUGAUUAUCUCCCAUGAAGGUCCUCUUGGUAACUGUAAAAGCCACGCAGAGUUUGAGAUGGCUGGAAAGACCAUGACUGCUGAUUCUAGUGUUAUGCAUGGAGAGUCAAGCAAGUUAGAUCUUGUCAUCCUCACAAACAUGGAAGGCUAUGAGAGUCUUAAGAUAAAAGCAAACAGGGAAGGCACUUUGAGGAAUCUUAGGACAGGUGCACAGAUUUCUCUUCGUGAUGCUGUCUCUGAGGUAUCUCUGAACAACCGUUUCACAGGAAGACGUCUUGUUACUGCCUUUGUACUAAGAGACCCAUACAUACAGGAAAUAACAUUCAACAUUGAUCAUAAUGGCAUCCUUUCCAACUUUAAAAGCCAGGUGUCUGCCAACAUGGGUCGAGAUGCAACACUCACAGGUAAUGUGGUGUUCAACAUGGAAGAUCUUGCCAUCAACAUGGAAAGUAAUGUUGCGUAUACUAUGGCCGGAAGUGGAAACAACUAUGCCAUCAAACUUGGGAAGCAUGGGCGACUUGAGGACCUCACAGCCUUCCUCACAGCAAACUGCGGUGACAAAAACAUUAACAUUAAAGCAGCUCUCAGAUCUGAUGACAACAUUCACGGAGAAGUCAGCGUUGUUACUCCUUUUGAAGAUUUCACAGAUCUUGCACUCAAGUUUGAUCACUCUGGUGUCCUGAAUAGCUUUUCAUCGGAAGGAACUAUUAGGUACAUGGAUGGUAAAGAACUAUCUGGAAAAAUCAACCACAUGAACAAUAGGUUGAGACGUAUCCAGUCAAGUAUUGAAGUGAAAACUCCAUUUAGCAGUUAUGAGUUUACAAAGGUCGAAUACAGGCAUAGAGGAGAUAGCAACUCUCUAAAGUGCAAUGCUGACGUUCAGUAUGGGUCGCAAAGAAAGAUGAGUGCAGAAAUGAGUAUGGGAAAGUCCAUGGACAGGUAUGUCUUGGUCAGUAAGCUAAGUACAGGAAGAAGGAAUACAUUCUCUUUGGACUCUACAGUUGACCUCUCAACAUCACCAAUGACAGCCACAGCUACACUUAAAACCCCUCUAGAAAACUUUGACAACAAUGAAAUUUCAAUCAGCCAUAACGGAGAAUGGAAGAACUUCAGGUCCACAUUGGACAUGAAAUCUCCACUCAUUAGUACUGUCUCUGGAGAAGCUGCUCUUCACUACACAUCUCCAUUUGAAAUGGAUGCUUUAGUUUCUCUCACAGACAACCUUAAACUCUCUGUAGAAAACACGCUGAGAAGAAGCAGACAAAGAUCCCACAUUGUAGCUGCCUGGGCGCCAAGGAAGCAGAUAACUCUGGAUGGAUCCUACGUAUACUCAAGCAACUUUGCGGAGAAACAGUUAUCUGCAGAUGCUUCUUUGUCUACGCCCUUUAAACCUUUGAGACAAGCAGCACUGAAAAUCCAACACAGCCGAGGGGAUGAAAGGUCAACUCAGACGAUUGAAGCUGACUAUAACGGAGAGACUGUCCUGGAUGUAGACAUGGAGUACCACAAGGCAAACAAGCACGAAAGCAUUAUUACAUUCAGGAAGCCAAGAGCAAUGCAGUACACUGUGUCUGGUGAGUUUGCAGACAACAGCAUCGACACUGAUCUGUUUGUCAACUGGGAUAGAGAUGAACCAGAGAGCAAUGUCAGGUUCCAAACUUCCCUCAAUGACCAAAGUGGAAGAAACACCAUUGAUAAGGCUAUGACAAUCAAAUUAAUCCACCCUGCUAGAACACUCGGUGUCACUGGUACAAUUGCCAAGAGUGGAAGUCAGACCAAGAGUGUGGGCCAACUUAUUUGGAAUGAAGAUGCCGGACAGAUGUUCUCCUAUGAUCUGGACCUGACUGAUAAGAGUCGCAGAUACAGCACAAUGUACGAUGGAUCCCUACGCCUGGGAACUCCUGUGCGGGGAUUCCAAAUGGAUGGUUCAUUCAGCAAUGCCCAAGGAAGAAAGAUAGUGGAUGGCACCUUCUUCUGGGAUGCUGUCCGUGAUCAGACGAAACAAGUUGGUAUUAAAGCUGUUCUUUCUCCAUCUGACGUCCAAAAGAGAGCCGAGCUUAGCCUGAGACUGCCUUCCAUUGGAAAGGACAUCAAGGUUGACACUGAGUUGACAUUGAAUGAUGGACGAACCCUCUUUGAUGGCAAGACAGAACUCUCUUACUCUUCAGACUCCAGAAAGACUCUCACCCUCAGCUCCAAAGUUGAGGACAUUUCAUAUGGCUAUUCCAAUAAGAACUACAGCAUGACAGUGGCGAUUUCACACCCCUACACUGAUGUUGAUGUGAGUCUGACAUCCAAUAUUGGAAUGUCCAGAGAGAAGUACACUAGUGGUAUGAAUGCCAAGUACCUGACUGCCAGACGUGAGCGUAAGAACUUUGCUCUGCGUGGUGAAAUCAACCGGAUCAGAAAGCAACUUGAUCUUCAGAUGAUGUCUCCUCUGACGACGAUGACUCUGUCAGGAGAGGUUGACACCACCAACCCCUAUCAUCUCAGAAUCAGUAACAAUUAUGGUGAUGACCGCACCCUCAAAUGUGUGAUGACUUUUGACAAGGAGAGGAGAUUUGUUGACUUCCAGACGAACUAUGACCUUGAUAACCCAAGUAACACUAUCAACUUGCAUGCCAACUACAUCAACUCAACUGCAGUGAAAGCUGAACUGUAUAGUACAACCAACAGCGGACGACUCACCGACAGUCUUGUUUUCGUUCGUCUUAACACAUCAAGAAUCCUCCACACCAGGAUCUCUUGGAGACCAGAAGUUGUUCAGGAAACGCAGGAGUACUUGACUUACAAGGUCCGGAGGUUUGGUCAGAAGGCAAAGAGUGAAUUCCAUGACAUCUAUGAAUCUGUUGGACGAGAAAUCACUGGGAAAUACCAACGAAUUGCUACAGCUUUCAGUGAGGACAUUGCCCCUUUCGUAACGCUCGUUGAAAGUGAGAUGGCAAGCAUUGAGGCUCAGCUAGAUGACAUCAGACGUGACAUCAGGCGCAUGUAUAGCCGAAACGACCUCUAUAUUGCAGACCUGGGAGAAACAUUCCUAUCCACAUUUGAGAGCUACAAGGAUUUUGUCACGGCUACAAAAGCCAGGUUUGCCAAGAUCAGCGAGGCAAUGACCUAUUACCUGGAGGAAGUGAAGAACUACCCAAUCAACAGAGAGUACCAAGAGAUGGUAUCCCAGUCCCUUUCUACGCUAAAGACUGUCAUCGAUUAUGGUGUGACAUCCGCUGUUGAUAUUAUUGGCAAGAUUGAUGACCAACUGAAAGCCCUCAAGGAUCAAUACCAAUUCCAAUCUCAAAGAAUCCAGGAUGGAGUUUCAGAAUCCAUAAACAGAAUCAAGAACCACCCGAGACUUAUUGCCCUGAAAGCCAGAAUGUCUGACAUUGACUACCAAAGGUACAUCACAAUGGUCCAGGAGAGAGUAAAUAGCUGGAACAUCCCCGAGAAAUACAACUCUGUUAUCUACAAUGCCCGUGAGAUGAUCAACAGCAAUCUCGCCAAUGUCCUGGAACAUGAAGAUGUCAAACACAUGAGAUCUGUCGCCAACAACGUUUACCAAGAGGGUGUGUGGGCAUACAACUACUGGCAGGUGGAGGAAAAUCUACAAAAGCACCUCAGCAGCAUCUAUGAGAUCAUCAAGGAGAUGGUUGAGGAGGAGAUCCAGAAAUACCGACAGUACCUGAACUUUCUGGAGAAAUCCAAGGUCACUGUGUGGGACCCUGAGCAUGGUGAAAUCCAGAUGGAUGUGUACCUGCCCAUCCCACUCAAGUCUCUGGACUCCCUUCCCGAGGUGGAUUCCUAUGUUGACAGGGUCAAGAAUGCUGUAGACCGAUACACCCCGGACAGAGAAACCAUCAAGCAAUACUACGACAAGUAUAUGCCCAACAUCAAAUGGAGAUCUGCAAAUCAAACCAAACCAAGCGAUGACCAGUUCACUGAAGAGCUCAAUGAGUUCGUGAUGAAGAAGUCACUUAGACAGCGCCGUCGUUACCGAGCCAGAAGCAUCUGAACAUCUGGCAUGUCCGAAAAUGAUCUUGAGAUUAUUGUAAUAUGUUAAUAAUUUAUUUAUUUCAUUGUGUAUAAUGUACAGUUCUUAUUGAAUAAUCUUUAUGUUCAAUAUAUUGCAUUAUUUGAAAAUAAAACAUUGACCUGUA
Molecule: messenger RNA, 11869 nt
Organism: Haliotis rufescens (red abalone)
Lineage: Eukaryota; Metazoa; Mollusca; Gastropoda; Lepetellida; Haliotidae
Exons: 27
Coding region: 85-11724 (3879 amino acids)
Biological process (GO): lipid transport
Molecular function (GO): lipid carrier activity
Source: RefSeq, a predicted model, not a curated record